AUUUUUAUUUUUAAAAUUUGUGUUUGUUGUGUUUGUUGGUAGGAUUUGAAUGUAGAGUUUACGCCCAAGGUUGUUAAAAGGGCUGCGAAGCCUGGAUCUGUAAUGAAGAGUCCUUACACAACAAAUUUUGGUUCGGCCAGCAGUGGUAAACCAACUGGUGAAGUGUAUGGAUUGUUUCCAUUUUCAAAUGGAUUGAUGGCCAUGCCAGAUGAGCUUCAAGUUAAAUCAUUUGAGCAAUGGUUCAAGGCUGGUUUCAAUGAUAAAAACAAAUUGAAGAAGUUCAAACAAGAGGAUCGAGUAUUGAAGGUGCCAUUAGAUUUUGUUGUUGUGAAGGUUAACGAUAAAAUGUGGUUUUACGAUCUGAGAACCCCGGGGAGAAAUUUAUCAUGUUCGCAUAUUGAUGUGUGCUUUUAUUACUUGAGGAAGCAAAUUAAGUAUGACAAAAGUGUGAGGGUUGCUGCCAGCACCACUGAUUGUUUUUUUGCAGCCCAUAUAUUUGAUUUGUACAAUAAGUUUUGUGCAAAUGAUGAGGAUAUUAAUUCUGUUCCUCGGGGCACUAAGGCAGCUGCGUAUAUUGCGGGAUUUGGCUUGUUGUGUGGUAAACCAUGGUUCGUUUUAGAUUUCAUGCUAUUUCCGGUCAAUGUAAUGGCUUUGGCACAUUGGAUUUUGUGCGUCUUUGACAUCAAGAUGAGAUGUCUUAAGGUGUGCAAUUCUUUGAGGCGUGGAAAGUUUAAGGACAGUCGCAGUUUUGUGAAUGCAUUUGCUGUUAUUUUGCCGAUUUUAUUGUCUCAUGUGGAUUUCUAUGGUCGGAGGUCUGAUAUUGACAAGAGCACUAAGUAUUUUCAGGGAGUGAAGGAUACAUAUCCAUUGGAAAUUGUUUUUAUAGAUAAAUUGCCUCAACAAGAUCAGUGUGACUGCGGUGUAUUCGUUAUAAAGUAUGCUGAAUACUUUAUACAUGAAAUGAUCAACAAUGUCCCCAAAACUUUGAAUAUGGAUUUCGUCCGAAAGAAGAUGUGCGUUGAGCUUUUUGUGCAUGCUAUGAAGAAGGAGUUGAAUGGAUAUGAAUCUGGUUCAGAGUUUACUGGGAAGAUGCCCAAAGCUACUAGGGGAGCUUUGAAGAUUGGAUGAUUAGUGUUACAAUUACUAUCGUUUAGUUUAGACUGUUAUUUUGUGGUUUCCUGAUGUUUUGUAAUUAGCACUUGUAGUAUUUUGCAAACUUUAACAUGUAGUUUUUGGUUUUAUGUAACUGUUGUGUGUGCAAGUUUUCUUUUGGGUUGGAACACUUAAUUAGGUGGUAUACGGACCUUGUAUGUUGUGGAACAUUAUUUUGUGUAAAUGAAACUUUUGUGUACUUAAGAAACUAAUUAGUUUACUUUUUCAAUUGAUGAUUAGUUUUCUUUUUUCAAUUGAUGAUCAAUCUAAUUAAAAUGGAUUUUUUUUUUCAGGAAACAAAUCACUAUCAUCAGAUAUUUUUCUUGUUUACAUAUCGAUAUGAGAGGGUAACAGGUACAUUUUUUUUUUAUAAUUGGUGUGAGGAUACGAAUAGGUAAUAGAUAUAUUAAUUUUUUUUAUUUUUUAUUUUUUAAAAAAUUGCAUAUUAAUUUUCAUUUGAAGAUCAUUAUAAGAAAAUAUAAAACCUGAAAUGGAUGGAUAUGGGUAACAUGUUUGUUUAUUUUUUUGACAUGUUUUUGUUUUUGUAAAAUCAGAGGAACCAUUAUGUUCAUAAUAGUCCAAGACAUAGUACUAAUGUAGUACUUAUUACUGUAAGUAUCAAAUGUUGUGAAAAAAUGCUAUUUUUUUUUUAAGUACUGAUGUUCUUUCUCUUUCGGGUUGGCUUUGGAACUGGUUCAUUUUUGCACGAUCUUUUGUUGUGUCCUUUUUGGUUGCAUGAUCCACAUUUGACCUGUGUUUUUGUUUCCAGCACACCUUUGUACCUUUGUUUUUUUGGCCGCCCUGCUGGCCUCUUGUGUGUUGGGGGUAGAACAAUCAUAUCUUUUAUAUGAUCCGGUAUAUCCCAAGUUGUAGAAUCUGCUAGUGGGAAGAUAUUAUCUUCAUAUGUUGACAAAAAAGCCUUUUUUGUGUAGUAGUAAGAGCAGUAGCUGUAGCAUGAUAGAUUCCUUUUGGUUAACACAGCCAUUGCAUGUGAGCAAUGCAUUUCAUCAUAUUCAAAUUUCUGACAGCUGCAUGUUUUUUUUUUCCAGUAUUACUAUGUAUGAGUCGGUACAAUCAUGUACUUUGUAUACAAUCAUGUUUGAUGUUUCCACCUGUGAAAGUAGUUAUAUUUAGUUACAUUAUUGAUUGCAUAUAAAAAAAAAAUUAAGCAUGUUUAUUGGUAUACAAACGAGUUUGAUUUUUGUUAUGCAGCAAUAGACUAAUAAGUUUAUUUAAUAACUGUAUGAGUGUAAUAAAGUGCAAAAAUAAACCAAUACGUCUAUUUUAUAUAAAUAUGGAAUAAUUUUUAUAAGGCAGAUAUGUUACCUUGUACUUUAAGCUCAUAUCUCGCUCUUUUCGUAGACUUUUCUCUGGUUUUUGUGCCAAGUAUGUGAAUGUAGACAAUGCUCUAUUUUUGUUGUCCCAAUACCAUUUUUGGACCAAAGAGUGAAGACAUUCUAGUAAAGUUGCUAUUGGUAACUCUCUUACUUCUUUGAGUGCUGCAUUCACAGAUUCUGCGAUGUUCGAUGUCAUUGUUUUGUAUCGCCUGUUUUGGCUGUAUAACCUUGUCCACUUACUGUUUCCAACU
Molecule: messenger RNA, 2740 nt
Organism: Cannabis sativa
Lineage: Eukaryota; Viridiplantae; Streptophyta; Magnoliopsida; Rosales; Cannabaceae
Exons: 3
Coding region: 103-1128 (341 amino acids)
Biological process (GO): proteolysis
Molecular function (GO): cysteine-type peptidase activity
Source: RefSeq, a predicted model, not a curated record